Molecule: messenger RNA, 4757 nt
Organism: Crotalus tigris (Tiger rattlesnake)
Lineage: Eukaryota; Metazoa; Chordata; Lepidosauria; Squamata; Viperidae
Gene: DUSP16
Product: dual specificity phosphatase 16
Exons: 6
Coding region: 819-2822 (667 amino acids)
Biological process (GO): negative regulation of MAPK cascade; protein dephosphorylation
Cellular component (GO): nucleus; cytoplasm
Molecular function (GO): MAP kinase tyrosine/serine/threonine phosphatase activity; protein tyrosine/threonine phosphatase activity
Source: RefSeq, a predicted model, not a curated record
UAUUCUCCUCUACUCUACCUUCUCUUCUCCUCUCUACUCUCUCUUCCCUUCUCUUCUACAACCUGUCCUAUUCUGUUCUAUCCUGUCCUGUCCUAUCCUAUCCUAUUCCCUUCUUCAGAUCUGUGGAGGGGUUAGACUGGUGCACAGAUCUCCCCAAAAGCUUCUGCCCUUUCAAUAAAACCUGGUUAGUCUGAGAAGGGGCUACCAGACCCCUCCGUGGAGCAAGUGUCCCAGAUGCUGUCCUUUGCUUCCCACCUGAAGAACACAGGGCAGGUGUUAAUCAAGCUUGGCAGCCAUGCCAUCGUGCACACCUUUGGGUGGUACCGGAGAAGGAGAGCACCGGCGCUUACAAAUACAGGAGCGACGAGGGGGAGGCAGGGCUGGGAUUGAAAAAGAGUCUCAUCCGCCUUCUUGUGUGUUUGUGUUUCCUCUCUGUCUGCCCCGUUUCUGUACAGGCUCCUAGGCCGCUCGAAGACCAGCGAUGAGGGAACAAAGAUAGAGAAUGAGGUAAUGGCAGGAGCAACUGAGAGGGACCUUUUGUUUGAGCGUGGAAUGGUGACUCCGUAGCCCAAGAUGAAUGGGUUGUGAGGAGCGUCUUUGUACAGCACGGCUGGAAGAGGCAUUUCUCUCGCGCAGACCCUCUGAAGAGAAAAAUGGGUCUCCCUUCCCUCUUGCCAGUCUCCACCGAGAUGACCUCAUUCCUCUGGAGGACAAUGGAGGGUCUGGGCCUCUAAGUUCACAGCCGUUACCUCAUCUCCUUCCUGGGGGCCGCAGAUUGAAAAGCAAAGCGUUGCUCCCGUUCGGCGUCUGCGGUUGUCAUGGCGGACGAAAUGAACGGGGCUCAGCUCAUAGCCGGGGAGAGGCUGGUGACUUGGCUGGAAAGCAGCAUGGAGAGAUUGCUCCUGAUUGACAGCCGUCCCUUUGUGGAAUACAACAUGUCCCAUAUCUUGGAGGCCAUCAACAUCAACUGCUCCAAACUCAUGAAGCGCAGGUUGCAGCAGGAUAAGGUGCUGAUCACCGAACUUAUCCAACAUUCGGCAAAACAGAAGGUUGAAAUCGACGGCAAACAGGAAGUUGUGGUGUAUGAUCAAAACUCAGCAGAUCUGGCUACUGUCCCUUCCGAUUCCUUCCUGAGUCUCCUGCUGAGAAAAUUGGAGAAAAACUUCAACUCUGUUCACUUGCUUGCAGGUGGAUUUGCUGAAUUUUCCAAUUGUUUCCCGGGCCUUUGUGAAGGAAAAUCUAUCCUGGUGCCUUCCUGCAUCUCGCAGCCUUGCUUACCGGUUUCCAACACGGGGCCCACCCGGAUCCUCCCCCACUUGUAUCUGGGGUGCCAAAGAGAUGUCCUCAACAAGGAGCUCAUGCAACAGAAUGAGAUUGGCUACGUGUUAAACGCCAGCAACACGUGUCCCAAACCCGACUUCAUCCCAGAAUCCCACUUCUUAAGGGUGCCGGUGAACGACAGCUUCUGUGAGAAAAUCUUUCCGUGGCUGGACAAGUCCGUGGACUUCAUAGAAAAAGCAAAAGCUUCGAACGGUUGUGUCCUAGUCCACUGUUUAGCUGGAAUAUCCCGUUCAGCCACAAUUGCCAUUGCCUAUAUAAUGAAAAGGAUGGAUAUGUCCUUAGAUGAGGCCUACAGGUUCGUGAAGGAGAAGAGGCCCACCAUUUCUCCGAACUUCAACUUCCUCGGUCAACUUCUGGACUUUGAGAAGAAGAUCCAGAGCCAGGAGGGCGGCAGUGGACUUGUUAGCAAGCUCCAGCUUUUGCACUUGGAAAAUGGCAGCCACCACGGAGCAGGCGGAGGGCCCCCUGCCAUCCUGCGGGCCUCUUCUCUGCUCGGUGCUUCCUCUACCUCAGAGAACGCGGAGCAGAACCCCCUGCAGCCGGGAAACCCACCGGCUCCCCCCUCUCUGCCCCCUGUAGAGGGCAGCCCCUCCGUGCAAGGCAGAACCGGAUUAAACGUCCCCUCCGAUAAAGUGGAAGACAGCAACCGACUGAAGCGCUCCUUCUCCCUGGAUAUCAAGUCUGUCUCUUGCACCAGCGGCGGCAGCAGCAGCGUCUGCCUGACCGCUUCGGGACCGGGCUGCCCCUCCCUGGACGGGGACAUGCUGGAGUACUACAAGCAUUCGGCCACUUUGGAAGCGGGCAGCAAACUGUGCCAGUUCUCGCCGGUCCAGGAGGUUUCGGAACAGACGCCCGAGGGCAGUCCUGGCAAGGAGCAGGCCAAGCUGCCGGAGGAGCCCCAGCAGGGCCGGCCGCUGGACAGCCAGGGCAAGCGGCAACAUUUGGGCAGGACGGCUUGUCCCGCUCAGCGGCCGUCCUUAUACCCGCUUCAUCGAAGUGGCAGCGUGGAAGAUAAUUACAGAACCAACUUCGUCUUUGGCCUUUCCACCAGCCAGCAGCACCUGGCCAAGUCUGCCGCGGGGCUGGGCCUGAAAGGCUGGCAUUCGGACAUCUUAGCCCCUCCGACCUCCGCGGCUUCCCUGACCGGCAGCUGGUACUUCACUGCCGACCCCUCCCAUAUUUAUUCCGCGUCCGCCCUAUACGGGGGCAGCACCGCUUACUCGGCCUUCAGCUGCAGCCAGCUGCCCACGGGGUGCGAGCAGGCGCACGGCGUGCGGAGGAGAGAGAAGCACGGCGAGCGAGGCGACUCCCGGCGCAGCUGGCACGAGGAGAGCUCUUUCGAGAAGCAGUUCAAGCGGAGGAGUUGCCAGAUGGAAUUUGGGGAGAGUGUCAUGUCGGAGAACAGGUCCCGGGAAGAACUCGGGAAAAUGGGCAGCCAGUCCAGCUUUUCGGGCAGCAUGGAGAUUAUUGAAGUAUCUUGACUCUCUUCGACGAUUCCCUCCCCUCAUUCCUUCUUUCCCAAGUUUUCUAUAAAAUAAUUCCCUGUAAAUCUGAAAUUUCAGAAUACUGUUCGGCUUCAGUAUGGACAAAAUUAACAAAAUCAGGCGUGCGUGCGUGUGUGUGGGGGGGGCUUUGUGCGUGCACGUGCACACACACAGGCCCAUGAGCGUAUUAGAGAGAGAUUAAAUGGUAAAUUUAAUUUUUGCAACGGACAAUCAGCUCUUUUCUUGCCUUGCGUGUUCUUGUCACCUGAAGGCAAAAUAAUAAUAAUAAUAAUAAAAUGAAAAAUGCAGCUAUUCUCUUAAGUUUCCCUUAACAAACGAAGCAGUGGCUGGCCAAGGGGCCCAUCCUUAUUGUCUUUAAUGAAUCGGCCUUCGUUAAGCAGACGGGAUGUUCGUUUGUUUCUACUAAAGUUUUGAUUGAAAAGUGUGACUGAAAACGGAGUUUGUGCUCUCUGCUGUUGUCAAUUCUUUCAAGAAACGCGCCUUCACGGAGAUUCUCGGUCAUCCAGGUGGCGUUGUCUGGAAACUGAAUGAUGGCAACUGGGCUACUUUUCUUUUUGGUUUGAAAUGGUUCGCAGUUUGGAAGCUACUUGGAUAAGCCGCGAAAUGUUUCAAACCAAAAAGAGAGGGAAAAAGUCCGGUUUCCCAAGAAACACGUCUCGACGGGAACGGAGACAGACGUCAAGACGUGAGCUAUUUGCACAGCCAUUGUAUGAAUGCCACCUUAGUAGACAGCCUUCUUUAAAUUGCCUGGUCAGCAUCUCAAAAUGAGAGGAAGAAAAAAAACCCAAGCAGACUUUUUCAGGUUCUGGAUGUGUUGCGAACUGUUGGUGAGGACUAGCCUGUUAGACUGCAAGCUGUUCCACGUGCACGUUUUCAUGUUUGUGUCUUAAUUUGUGUCUAAUAUUCAAGGUACGCAAUAUGCCUGCAACUGAGACCCUAGACUGGCUGUUAUGCUGAUGCCUGAACUGUAUGUGGGAGACUCCUCACCCGGGUCUACCAAGGACAUUUACUCAGGAAGUGCCCAACAAUUCCCACGAUCCCAGCCCUCAAAGCAUAACCCCACUUCUAGGCCCAGACAUUGGCAAGCCAAGCAGGAAUGCAAAACGAGGGGACAUUUUUGGUGCUGUGUGUGUGUGUGUGUGUGUGUGUGUGUGUGUGUGUGUGUGUGUGUUAGGGAUGCAUCAGAGGGGUCCCAUUCCGUACUUCCAGUCCGUACAGAUGGAAUGUAAAGCACAAGCAACAGGAGUAAGUUGUAUUUGAAAGGGAUCAAUUUACCAUCCUGAACUUCAAAAUGUAGAUUAUCUACUCUCAGUACAGGUUACUUUCCCUGUAAUAGUCCCAUUUAAGAGCGCUAUAACGUCAACUGACAGUCAUGAUUUUCACUGGUGACCCAUCUGCACUUACUUAAUUUAUCAUACUUAGCUCGUCACUCCAUCGUGGAAAUACCCAUCAGCAUCUUUAGAGAGGGCACAGGAGCUCAGCUCUGAUUCACUGGGGAACCUUAGUUUACGAGUGAAAAUGUGUGUGUGGGGGGGGGGAAUGGGAGAGAGGACUUUGAAGCUCUGGACCCUCUCGACAAAGCCCGUUCUCUUGCGGCCCGAAGCGGAGACCACCCAGAAAGAAGAAGGCAGAUGCUGCAUCAGGUUAUCGAUAUUUUGCACGUUUAUUAAUAAAUAUGUCAAGUAAUGACCAGACACUGUUCACAGAAGGAGAUUCAAGGCAACGCAAAAAUAAAAAUGACAAAAACACUGUAUUUUUCCACAAAGGGAAAUACAUACAGAGCGUUUUCUGCCGAGUUUUCAAGAAACUACUUAAAUACCCUCCUACUUUCCCUAUUCUGCAUUUAAGAUCUCAAAUUAACCCCUUUCGGUACACUUAAAACAUUCCUGAGGAACCCCAGAAAAAAAAAAA